AUGGAGGUGUUAUCGGAUCUUGAAUUGGAGUCAGAUCAUGAGUACGAUGCUGGCCCCCUCCACUUUCUAGAAGAAGAUGACGAUGUUCUUGAAGAUCAGCUGUCCGGUGAUGAUCUCUUGAUCUUAAAAGAGGUAGACGAGAUGUAUGCAGAUACACCUCCACCUGAGCUUGAUAAAAUAAGUGCGGAACUAUCGGAGGAAGUUUUUGUUCUUGGAAACGCCCUCUGCGAUAUAAAACUUAUCCCGCUGAAGAAGAAACAUUAUUGUUUCCGUGCCUUCAUGCGCUACUACUCGAAUGCUGUGCUUAUAGUUCAUCCCGCUAUUAUGAAAAGAAAAAAAAAGUGGAGUAAGUUUUAG
Sphaeroforma arctica JP610 is the source of this 357-nucleotide messenger RNA. RefSeq lists its product as hypothetical. The transcript has a single exon. The record is from RefSeq and is a predicted model, not a curated record. Bases 1 to 357 code for a protein of 118 amino acids. NCBI's taxonomy places the organism in Eukaryota, Ichthyosporea, Ichthyophonida.